This is a messenger RNA of Plasmodium reichenowi, 258 nucleotides long. RefSeq lists its product as hypothetical. The record is from RefSeq and is a predicted model, not a curated record. NCBI's taxonomy places the organism in Eukaryota, Apicomplexa, Aconoidasida, Haemosporida, Plasmodiidae. The transcript has a single exon. The coding region runs from base 1 to 258 and encodes 85 amino acids.
AUGAUUACAAAAUUAAGAUAUAUUAACUUAAUUUGUUACAAGGCCAAGAAAUAUUUAAAUCAUAACCUAGGUGAACACUUUGGAACUUUCAGGAUUCCAGAAAGUUUGCAGGGUUUUUAUGAAAAGAAAAAGGAAGAAAUAGAAUUGAAAAAAAAAAAGAUGGAAGAAAAUAAGAAGAAAAAAAUUGAUAAGGUAAAGCUUUCCAAGGAACGGAAAAAUAAAUUUAAAUCAUCUAAAGGGCAACAUAACAUCUUUUAA